AUGGUUGCAGUUGCUAUACUGUGGAGGUUUCAGAUGAAGGUGGUUGAUGAUCAUCCUAUAACACCAAGACUCUCUAUGGUGCUUACCAUCGAACAAGGCUUGAAGGUUAAGGGCUCACUGGCAGCUGUUGGUCCUCAUUCCCGAACAAUGUACAGUUCAGAUCCCACGAACGUGCACCACAUCACCACCAAGAACUUUAGCAACUAUGGGAAAGGGUCCAAUUUCAGUGAAAUUUUUGACUUUUUUGGAGGAGGGAUUAUUAGUUCUGAUAAUCUCAUUGCAUGGAAACAAGAAAGGUCAGUACUUCAUUCACUGGUUCAAAGGAAAACCCUUAAGAUCUUCCUUCGAAAAGCCAUUCAGAAGAAGCUAGAGAAUAACCUAAUUCCAUUUCUUGAUGAUACAUCCGAUGUUGGAGCUGAGGUAGACUUACAAUUUGCCCUUCGGAGGUUCACAUUUGACAUUGCCUGCUCUUAUUUUCUUGGUUAUGAUCCUCACUCUCUUCCAAACAAGAAUACUAAGCUUUCGCAACCUACUUAUGAGAGAGCUUUAGUUGUGAUCGAGGAGUCANUAUUUCACAGGCACAUCACACCGAGAUGUCUGUGGAAGUUGCAGGAGUGGCUCCAGAUUGGUCAAGAGAAGAAGUUCAAGGAGGCCCGAGAAUUUUUUGAUAAAUUCUUGUAUGAAUGCGUUGCAGCCAAGCGUGAAGAGAAAAAUAGAUGCAAUAGCACUAAAGAAGUCGAUGACAAUGAUCAUGACUUGCUGGGAGUGCUAAUGGAAGAAGGAGCUCAAAAGGGGAGAAUAAUGGAUGACAAGUAUCUUAGAGACACUGCAUUUACCUUUGUCUCUGCUGGAAGUGGCACAAUCAGUUCAAGUCUCAGUUGGUUCUUUUGGCUGGUUUCAACUCAUCCACAUGUGGAAGCUAAAAUUCUUGAAGAGAUCAAAGGAAAUUGCAUAAACCAAGAUGGAACUUGGAUUGCUUCUGGUGUUGAAGAGUUUGGUAACUUAGUUUAUCUCCAUGGAGCUAUAUGUGAAGCAUUGAGGCUUUUUCCUACUGUGCCCUAUGAUCACAAGUGUGCAAUCAAAUCUGAUANACUUCCUAGUGGACACCAUGUUAGUCCAAAUACCAUGAUAUUAUACUCUUUGUAUGCAAUGGGAAGAAUGGAACAAAUAUGGGGACAUGAUUGCAUGGAGUUUAAGCCUGAGAGAUGGAUUUCAGAGAGUGGAGAGAUUAUACAAAUUCCACCUCACAAGUUCAUAGCUUUCAAUGCAGGCCCUAGAAAUUGUUUGGGUAAAGACAUUGCUUUCACUGAAAUGAAGAUGAUUGCAGUUGCUAUACUGUGGAGGUUUCAGAUGAAGGUGGUUGAUGGUCAUCCUAUAACACCAAGACUCUCUAUUGUGCUUUCCAUUGAACAAGGCUUGAAGGUUAAGGUUACUAAGAGAUGCACUUGA
Molecule: messenger RNA, 1449 nt
Organism: Vigna radiata var. radiata (mung bean)
Lineage: Eukaryota; Viridiplantae; Streptophyta; Magnoliopsida; Fabales; Fabaceae
Product: alkane hydroxylase MAH1-like
Exons: 3
Coding region: 1-1449 (482 amino acids)
Molecular function (GO): heme binding; monooxygenase activity; iron ion binding
Source: RefSeq, a predicted model, not a curated record